AGGAGCUGGAGAUAUGGCCGUGACCGCGUGGAAUGCCUGGAAUGUAGCCCGUCACGCUGCACCGGCGCAAAGCCACGUCGCGAUCCAUCGCCUUUUCGGUCCUCUUUCGAAUGUGUCUCUCAUCUUUUUGCCAAAAAGACCACCAGCGCAGACAGAGAAUCAAGAUCUGAAUCCAAAUGUGGUGAAGAGGGUCAGUGCCUGCUCGAGUCAACGUCCAGGACAGGAUAGAGCGGAGAGGAAGAAAGAAGAGUCGCCAGUGAUGAUUUCAUCGCGUUUAAAUUCCACCUCGUGGCGGGAAUCUCAGGGCCGUAUUUUCGAUUGUCGGUCAGAGGGAUCGAAAUCGAAGAACCCAAGUUCCGUCCACAACGGCAAUAAAUUCUCCCAUAUGACAUGCUACGACAUCUUUUGGUCUAUUGCGAGCAAAUAAGCUUUUCAUUGUCGGAAUGCUUUCUUCUUCACAUUUCUGUGAAGCAUGACAUUGAUGAAAGGGAUGCGUGCGUGUUUCUUUCCUCGAUAAAUUCUCGAUAAAUCUCCGGAUUUUCUCACACUGUAGAACAUGUAUAAUAAAUCGCCCUACGCCAUUGACAUCUACUAUUUAGCAUAUUGCACGUUUGAUAAGAAUAAUAGAAUUGAUGAAAAAAAAUUAAUAUCUAACAUAUGCGAAUCUUUCUAUGUAAGAAAUCAUAAACGCAACGACUAUGCGAAGUGGUGUUGCAAAAGAUCUAUUUGCACUUUUCUAACUAGGUGAUGGAUAUGUGAGAAUAGGAACGUAUUUCCAAGAGACAAGAGCAAUUUAUAAUACACAU
This is a messenger RNA of Formica exsecta, 806 nucleotides long. RefSeq lists its product as uncharacterized. The coding region runs from base 14 to 427 and encodes 137 amino acids. The transcript is spliced from 2 exons. The record is from RefSeq and is a predicted model, not a curated record. Lineage: Eukaryota; Metazoa; Arthropoda; Insecta; Hymenoptera; Formicidae.